This is a messenger RNA of Fundulus heteroclitus (mummichog), 1080 nucleotides long. Its product is annotated as carbonic anhydrase 1. Gene Ontology annotation, cellular component: cytoplasm. The record is from RefSeq and is a predicted model, not a curated record. NCBI's taxonomy places the organism in Eukaryota, Metazoa, Chordata, Actinopteri, Cyprinodontiformes, Fundulidae. Gene Ontology annotation, biological process: carbon dioxide transport. Gene Ontology annotation, molecular function: carbonate dehydratase activity; zinc ion binding.
CGCCACUACUAAACUAAACUCCUCCCGCGGUCACCAUACGUGGACAUCAUGUGGCCAACACCAGCCUUGACAGAGGCGCCGCGUUGCGCCGCGCCGCGCUGCGCUCCGGCUAUAUAAACCCGGCUGCUGUCAGGUGGAGGAUACUGGCAGCUCUUCACUGCUCUGCUCUGCUCUGCGCUGGGAGAUUACAGCUCUGCAGAAAACACUUUAACAAUGUCUCACGCUUGGGGAUACGCGGCGAAUAACGGACCCGACAAAUGGGCUGACAGCUUCCCAAUCGCGAACGGACCCCGGCAGUCUCCCAUCGACAUCGUGCCGGGAGAAGCCUCCUUCGAUCCGAAGCUGAAGCCGCUCGCGCUGAAGUACGACCCGUCCACCUGCCAGGAGAUCCUCAACAACGGCCAUUCCUUCCAAGUGACCUUCUUGGACGACACCGACAGCUCAACUCUGAAAGAUGGACCAAUCUCAGGGACCUACAGGCUGAAGCAGUUUCAUUUUCACUGGGGGGCUUCGGAUGACAAGGGGUCUGAGCAUACCGUGGCCGGGACCAAAUACGCCGCUGAACUCCAUCUGGUGCACUGGAACACCAAAUAUGCAAGCUUUGGGGAAGCUGCGAGUAAGCCUGAUGGUCUUGCUGUUGUUGGAGUCUUCCUAAAGAUUGGUGCGGAAAACGCUAAUCUCCAGAAACUAAUUGACGCAUUUGGCUCAAUCAAGACCAAGGGCAUGCAAAGUUCCUUUGCUAACUUCGACCCUGCAACAUUGCUACCUGGUUGCCUAGACUACUGGACAUACGAUGGCUCUCUAACCACGCCCCCUCUGCUGGAAAGCGUCACCUGGAUAGUCUGCAAGGAGCCAAUCAGCGUCAGCCCUGGGCAGAUGGCCAGCUUCCGCAGCCUCCUCUUCACCGCUGAGGGCGAGGCCGAAUGCUGCAUGGUGGACAACUACCGCCCUCCUCAGCCUCUAAAGGGUCGCCCUGUCCGUGCUUCCUUCAAGUAGAUCCUACCCCCCCCCCUUUUGCCCUUUAUCCCCAGUUGCCCCUUUCCCUUCCUUCCCCGCUUUCAGAAGUACAUUGUUGUUUUU